Molecule: messenger RNA, 7635 nt
Organism: Phacochoerus africanus (Common warthog)
Lineage: Eukaryota; Metazoa; Chordata; Mammalia; Artiodactyla; Suidae
Gene: SNX30
Product: sorting nexin family member 30
Exons: 9
Coding region: 291-1604 (437 amino acids)
Molecular function (GO): phosphatidylinositol binding
Source: RefSeq, a predicted model, not a curated record
GCUGGGCUGGCGCCGGGGCCAAGGUGCGAGCGGACCCGCCACGGGCUCGGGCUCGGGAGCAGAGUCGGGGCGCGCGGCGCGGAGCUGGGUAGCACAGUCCAGCCGACCCAGCGCGGGCAGACAGGAGCCCGCGGGUGGCGGCGGCGGCGGCGGCUUCCAGACCGGUUGGUGCUGGGCCUCCGACCGAGCCGCGCGGCCGAGCGGGGCCUUGGCCCGGGCGCUGGGGGAGCCCGCGGCGGCGGGCAGCAGGAGGAAGCGGCGGCGGCGGCGAGUCCCGAGCGGUGCGCGCCAUGUCGGGCAGGCCCCCCAAGGCCCUGCAGUCCACGGGGCCCCACUCCCUGCGCGACAUGCCGCACCCGCUGGCCGGCUCCAGCAGCGAGGAGGCCGUGGGCGGCGACAGCACGCCCAGUCCGGACCUGCUGAUGGCCCGCAGCUUCGGCGACAAGGACCUCAUUUUGCCCAACGGUGGUACUCCAGCAGGCACUGCGAGUCCGGCCUCUUCGUCUUCCCUUCUCAACAGACUUCAGCUUGAUGAUGACAUUGAUGGUGAGACUAGAGACCUGUUUGUCACGGUUGAUGAUCCCAAGAAGCAUGUGUGCACGAUGGAGACCUACAUCACGUACAGGAUCACCACCAAGAGUACACGGGUGGAGUUUGACCUGCCAGAAUAUUCUGUUCGACGAAGAUACCAGGAUUUUGACUGGUUGAGGAACAAACUGGAAGAAUCCCAGCCCACUCAUCUCAUUCCCCCACUUCCUGAGAAAUUUGUGGUGAAAGGUGUUGUGGAUCGAUUUUCAGAAGAAUUUGUGGAGACCAGAAGAAAAGCUUUGGAUAAAUUCCUGAAAAGAAUUACAGAUCAUCCUGUGCUCUCUUUCAAUGAACACUUUAAUGUUUUCCUUACUGCUAAGGACCUGAACGUGUACAAGAAGCAGGGGAUGGCGUUGCUGAGUCGGGUGGGCGAGUCAGUCAAGCAUGUCACGGGAGGCUACAAGCUGAGGAGCCGGCCGCUGGAGUUUGCAGCCAUAGGCGAGUACUUAGACACGUUCGCGCUCAAACUGGGAACCAUCGAUCGGAUAGCCCAGCGGAUCAUCAAGGAAGAAAUAGAGUACCUUGUAGAGCUGAGAGAAUACGGGCCUGUGUACUCCACGUGGAGCGCUUUAGAGGGGGAGCUGGCCGAGCCCCUGGAGGGUGUGUCCGCUUGCAUCGGCAACUGCUCUACAGCCUUGGAAGAGCUGACAGACGACAUGACAGAAGACUUUCUCCCAGUGCUCAGGGAAUAUAUUUUAUACUCUGACUCCAUGAAGAGUGUGCUGAAGAAGAGGGACCAAGUGCAAGCGGAGUAUGAAGCCAAACUGGAGGCUGUGGCGCUGAGGAAGGAAGAACGGCCCAAGGUCCCGGCGGAUGUUGAGAAAUGUCAGGAUCGGAUGGAGUGUUUCAAUGCUGACCUGAAAGCCGACAUGGAGAGGUGGCAAAACAACAAGAGGCAGGACUUCCGGCAGCUGCUCAUGGGAAUGGCCGAUAAGAACAUCCAGUAUUACGAGAAGUGCCUCAUGGCGUGGGAGUCGAUUAUCCCACUGCUGCAGGAGAAGCAAGAGGCCAAGUAAGUUUCUUCUUGGGACAGAGACUCCUCCACCUACGGGGCAUGGUGCCCACACUGGAAUGCCCCUGCAGUGCCAGCGAGGUGGCACCGAGAAAACAACCACAGAAACAUCUCUCCUUGUGUAUUUCUUUCCCUUCCCCCCACCUUGUCCGACAGUUGUUUCCAAUUAGUAUUUAUUCCUCGGUGGAGUCUAUAAGGCUGUCCUCAUCUCUCAGUGAAGGAAGCAUUACCUCUGUGCUGUGAAGGAGCCUGCUCAGUGGGCCACCAUGAAGAUUUGACACCAAGGGACAAGACAGCCCCCAGCGGACAUUCUGACAUCUCAUGACCGCCCCCUGUUUGGGGACAGCGGAGUUGCCUGCUGCGGAGGAGAACGCAGGCCCUGCUUGGCGUGGACGGGGGCAGCUCUCACUUUCCAUGGACCCACGGCGGCUCUGGAAUUGCUCUCUGUGGGCUUUGACUCGUCUCAGCCGAGAAGGCAUCUCCGUGGAAGGUCCUUAAUGUGUUGCGGCUUGUAGCCCCAAGUGUGGCCUGCUGCCGGCCUGUGACGAGUGACACCCGAGUUACGGUUUCUGGUUCGUCCAGGACCAUUCAAAUCUGUGUCCAGAUGCAUCCGUGCUCGUGUCCUUGUCCUUCCGCGAUGCCUUGGGAAGCAGAGGGGGCGGUGCUCCCCACACUCCUUUCUGACACUAAAAAUGCGGUAGCGUGGAAACUGUCCUGUGUACAAUGAAAAAAAGGUGCAUUUUUCUCUGUGACCUUGUUCAGUGUUCUUUGGUGUGUUGAGUGUCAUCAGGGUAGCAAUCAGGCCUGGUAGGAAUAUCUAGUGUCUUGAAGUCAGAGUCCCCAGUUGCUGAGGUCAGUGGGCGUGUAGCAAGCCCACCUCCCACGUCUGCUCUGUGCAGUUUGCCUUUACCUCACCAAAAAUUCCUCGUUUCAUGUUUCCUACACUGUCCACUGAAUGUUUGGGCAACCUUUUGGGGAGAGGCUGGCGUGUUCUUAUGAUACAGUCGAGACUUGUCAACUCAGUGUGAAUGGUCUCCGUGAAGUGCUUUAACCUUAACAUUUCCUGGUCCGGAAGAGGAGUCUGUAUCCAGACAGGCCUCGGAGAUGACAAGUGUGACCGUGAACUCUUUGCUUCUAGUUAAGCUGAAACCUCCUCCAUUUGCCGCCAAGUUCCUGGGGACAGCUGGCUGCGCAUCGAAAGUCUUCAUUUCACACUAUCACCAGGUUUCCUUUUCAAGCGCAUCAACACAAAACAGACAAAAAGGAUUUAUCUCCCAGCUCAUUUCCCCCCACCCCCACCUCUUGAAGUGAAACUACCUAUGUCAUGUUUGUGCUCUUUCAUCUGUGGCUCAUCUCUAAAAAGUUAGAGAUCUGAGCCUCAAAUAAGCGGUAGUAGUAGGAGGAGAUCUUGUUGUUGUUGUUUGUUUUAAUGAAACAGCUAUGCCGAGACACUGCUGAAUUUGCAAGUUAACCUGCAGAUGCGGGUCAACAUGCAGCCUGCCCAGGUCACUUCAUAGCACUUCCAGCUGCAGCGUUGAUCCUGGGGCAGCCACAGCUGUGACGCUGGUGGGACAGCAGGUGGACAGCCCAGAACGGUUUGGUUCUGUUUUCAUCGUGUUUGAAAAAGUUGCAGUUUAGAUUAUAAUAAUUUGUGUAUCAGUUGGUACUUGUCGUGCAUUCACAGGCCCCAUUUGUGCCAUUCCAGAACCCUUCGAUGUGAAUUCUCAAUUUGGUACAAUUAAGAGAUGUUUCACUGAAGCAGAAGGGUAAGAACAGUCCAUCGACCCCGAGUGGUGAUUCAGUGUUGCGUUCUACCUCUGUGCCAUCCAGUUGGUGUGGGUACGGAUGUCCGGGUCCAACCUGACAGCUUGCUGGUAGAAUCAGGGUCAUGUAUCCGACAGGGGCUUGAGGGCCUUCUACUUGACAUGUGGCAGAAGAUGCCAGACUGACCUAGAGGUCAGUGCUCAUCUUUGGGAACAUGAGAAGCCUUGCCUGGUGGAGCGUGUGCUUUAAAAACGUUGUCCAGUGUAACAAAUGCUUGGAAAGAACUGCGGAAGGAGUUCCAGGAAGAUUAGACUGUAGUCUGCUGCUAGUUGCCAAAGACAGGGGCAUUCCUGAGCCAGGGUUAGCUGGGCAAGAAGGCAGCCCUGGAGAAAAAUGAUCUGGUUCCUCGCUGGGACACAUCAGGAAGGGAGUGGGGGACAUAGUCAUUCCCUAUGUUAUUGGAAGCAAAACACUGGUUCUGAAGGGAGCCAGGCAUCUUGGGCUUUUGGCUUCGUUUGGUCUCCCUAUGAUGUCGCUGUGCUUUUAGACACCGGGGGAAAGCCCGUGCAAGGCAAGCUGAGCUCCAGCACACCAUUGCGAGCAGAGCGUGGAAGACCAGGUCAUCUUCCAGCCUUCCUUUGGAAAAAUGGCCCUUCCGGGAAAGGGACCUUUGUCCCUUGCUUCUGGCUGGCGAUUGAGGAGGUGAGGAGGCUGGCCCGGAAGGCAAGGGACGGUAGGCAGUGGAGGAGGCCCUCCAGCCCCCCCCCCUUCAGGCCCCUGAGGGUCAGCAGCCCCAAGCAGUUACCUCUUCAUCCCCAUCAGCACGAAGGUGAUCCUCUAGGAGAAGAGUCACCCAGAGACUUCUGUGCCAAAGACCGCCUCACAGAGGCUUCGUCACCCCAUCCUUUGGCCCCGCAAAGUCGUGGUGCUGAGGUCACCGACCCCUCUCUCGUAUUUGCUUUCCAGGAGAUUUUUGCCUGGGGAUGUGCCUUACCUCAGGCAGACAAACGUGGACAAGUUUUGAAACUUGGGCAGAUGGCAGUGGAGUGGAAAGUCAUCCCUGUCAAGGGCCCCUGGGCCAGGGAAGUGAAAGGGUCCAUUCCCCUGGGCUAGAAAUCCAGGCGGAGGCGGGAGAGAGAAUUCCUAAAAACGGAGCAGAUUUGAGAGCUGCAGAUGGUGUUGGAGGGAGCAGUCGUGAAUCGGAGCAGAUUCGGCCCCUGCUCAUCCUUAUCACGUGCUGCAUCUCUGAGAAGACUCGACGCUGUCGACGCUGCUCUGCUCCAAGCUCGGAACCACCGCUCCUGCUCGAGCCAGGUUGGGGGUUGGGUUUUAUCCUUUAUUAGGAGUUAACGCUAAUUUCUGGUGACCUCAGAUAAGUGCGAUUAUGGAUGUGAUUGGCUCAUAUUUCACUGUGCUGCCCGUUGAACCCACCACCCACCCUUCUUUUGCUGAAAUAACAAACACCAGCACGACUCUGGGGACCGUGGUGAAUGUCACCUAAGUUUGUCUUCAUGCCAAAUUUCAGCCACACCCAGAGUGUGUUCUACACGUUGUUGACUUGAAUGUGUUUUCUCAGUCCCUGUCCACACAAGGGAAUUAAAUGUACACACAUUCCUUGUGAGGCUGCCAUUUGUGUUGGGUCGACUGGAAAUUCGGUUUAGAGAAGGGCAUGACGCCGUAUGGCCGUCUGCCCGCGGGCUUUUUCUUAGGACAUAUCAGCCCAAGAGGUACUCAGGGUUUGUGUGCCCUGCUGUCGAUUGCAUGGAAAUCCCGGGCACCGGGCUCGCUAAUGCUCUUGGUUGGUUUGCACGGUAGUGAGUGUCUACGCUGCAUCCCGAGCUGGGGGGUGGGGGUGCGGGGGAGUGGGAUCCAGAGCAGCCUGUCUUCUGAGUGGAAGGAGCCCUUUGAGCAGCCAGGGUAGAGCCCAGUUUUAACCCAUCCCGAGACCUAAACAGACGAGGCCAACAGAGGCCUGUGGCCAGGGUAGGGCACACCUGUCCUGGUCCCCACCUUCACAGAUGCCUGCUUUCAAGGUCUGUAGCUACUGGAUGACCUCCUUAGAAGCUGGAGUAACACCGCUUUGGCCACCCCAUCUGUAACAUGAUGUUGGGAACUUGGGUCUAGCCCCUUCUCACUUUCAGAAAUCCUCACGGGGCACCAGAUUGAACCCGCCCUCUCACUUACUGUUUUCUCUCUUCAGGUGGCAGGUAAAAUUUGAGGGCAGUGUCACCCCUGGUCCAUACCUACAGCUUGUGCCGGGUAUGUUGGAGUUGUUUACCAGUUUGUAGUGUUUUAAUUCAGUGAAUGAACCAGGAACCCGAGUUUUCAUCAACCCACCCAAUAGGUGGUUAGCUUUUUGUGUUAAGGAUACCUGGUCUCUCCAGAGUUGCUCAGAUCAGCGUGUGCGCAGGGCUGUCUGCAACAGAAAAGGCCUAGGGGGGCGGUGUUACGGGGGGGGGGGGGGAGGUGACUGUUCUUCCUUAAUCAUGUGUUCGGAAUGCUCUCUCAGUGUGACUGUCUAACUCUGUGUGGCAAAAAUAUGUUCUCCAGGUAGUUUUUACUACUAUAGAUAGCUUGUAAAUAAGUGCUUUGUCUCACUUAUAAACCUUCUGUGUACCUAGCACUUGAAAAUCAGCCCAUCCAGACUUUGAGAAAUGCCACAGACUGUUAGAAGCCUAACUCUACUUUUUGAGAAUCUGUCAACACCUACUAAUAUGCCUUAUUCUUCAACUAGUGUUUUCUAGAUUCUGGAUAGAAAGAGUUUUUAGAUGUGUAAUCAGUGGUUCUGUUGAAAUACUGGAGGCCUCACAUAGCCAGACUUCAUUCCUCUUAAAGACACAAGCAAGAAAAUGAGGGCUGCCUUUUGGGAGAAGAAAGCUGAGUAUCACUAUUGCCAAAUGAUAUUUUUGAUAAUGUAAGGAGACACAGGGACCACAAAACUUUUGUUUGUUUGUUUUAAAGUGUGCAAAAUUACUUUUGUGCCUUGUGGCACAUUUUGGAUGGGAAAGGGUAUGAUGGUAUCAGCAUCGACAAAUCAUGUAGAUACAAAGCACCCUAUAGAUUAUGACACUAUUAAAGGUUUCCCCCGAUUCCGUAGAACAGCUUUUUAAGAGAUCCUGUGGGGGCCUCAGAGCAGCAUAUUUUUGGUAGAAAUUCUCCACAGGUUGAAAUGCCAAAAACCGUAAAACACAUGGUGUUGACCCAGAGUUUCGUCCAUUUUAAUAGAGCUUGUUACUGUUAAAACCAGUGACUGCGCGUCACCCGUGGGCCUCUCACCAGGUGAUCCCGGGCUCCCCGUAGGCCGGGUCCGAGCAGGUCACUCACCUGCCGGCACCCGUGCGUGACAGGCUGGCUCGCAGUCUCAGCCCGUCCCCCCAGUCGAUACUGGAAGGAGGGAAGGGGCCUGGCUUUUUCCCCAGGGAGGACAUGGGGUGGGGAGAGUACGUUGAACAAACGUGUGACGCGGAGGGGAUGACCGCGAGACCCGUGUCAGCUCGGCCCUCAUCGAGUAACAAACCAGCAGCUCUCUCCAGUCAGCACCGUUCCCCGGACACCCUGCGGUCUUGGUCCUGUCCGCUAGCGCCCUGGCCCUUGCACGCGUGUGCCUGUCCCCUCGAUGUCCGUGCAUUGGGAAUGUGUUGAGACACAGUGUGCAUCUGAUAAAUCCCCAUGAAAUAAACUGCCAGCAAACUUUCUAACUUGUCUUUUAACUGUUAAAAAAAACCAAACACCACCUUUUGUUUGAGGUCAUGUCCAAGGUAUGGACUGUGUAUUAUUUUAGAAGUCAUUCUUUACGUCGAAAAUUUUUAAAGGAAAACCACCCCCGUGGUAUUAAGUCCUCCGUGUAAUUGUGCCCGCUUCUCUCCACGCUGCCAUUAAGCCAAAUCAAAAGCUGUGAAAAACCAGUGUGCUCGAGAAUGUGUGUAGAUGAGAACGUGGUUUAUUUACAGAUUCAAAUCUUUGUUUCACGAAGCUACCAAACGUUAAAAAGAAUGUCACCUUUUUUUUCCUUUGCCAUGGAACCCAGAGAUUAUAAAGGCUUUGUUGCGUUUUUGACGCUGGCAUGAAGUUUUUGUCCACAUUUUUUUCAUAUAUCUGUGUGUAAAAAACUCUGUCCAUUGUUUACUAUGGGAUUAGUAUUACAUUUUGAGGUAAACAAGAGAAUUUGUAUUGCUUGAUAAAAACUAUGAGCUUGUAAAUUUUAAAAGGUUUCUUUACCUCAAUUAACUUAAAGUAAUGGACCAAUAAACCUAUAAAAGAUGCUUUCUUUA